This is a messenger RNA of Aspergillus clavatus NRRL 1, 1320 nucleotides long. Its product is annotated as glycoside hydrolase family 71 protein. Gene Ontology annotation, biological process: mating projection tip cell wall disassembly. NCBI's taxonomy places the organism in Eukaryota, Fungi, Ascomycota, Eurotiomycetes, Eurotiales, Aspergillaceae. The record is from RefSeq and is a predicted model, not a curated record. The transcript has 3 exons. The coding region runs from base 1 to 1320 and encodes 439 amino acids. Gene Ontology annotation, molecular function: glucan endo-1,3-alpha-glucosidase activity.
AUGAUUUUCUGGUAUCUGCUUCUUACACUGCUUGCAGUGCCUCCAACGAUAUCCCAGCACCAUCCAGGGGAUCAGACAGUCUUUGCCCACUUUAUCGUGGGAAACGCGGCCGCCAUGACACCUGAACAGUGGGAGUGUGAUAUCAUUGAGGCGCAGAAGGCUCACAUUGACGGCUUUGCCAUGAACAUUGGUCCUCAGGAUGACUAUACCGAUCGAGUUCUCCACAUGGCGUAUGAUGUAGCUGAAAGAAUUGGCAAUUUCUCCAUGUUUCUUUCUUUUGACUAUGGAUCUGCUGGGCCCUGGCCUAUUGAUCGGGUCAUUGACCUGAUCAAUACUUACAAGAACCGGCCCGCGCAAUUCAUAUACCAGAACAAGCCGAUGGUGUCCACAUUUGAGGGUGCUGAUAGUGCAGAAGAUUGGCGAACCAUCAAAGCAGCAACCGGAUGUAUGUUCAUUCCCAAUUGGACGAGCCUGGGGCCCGCGGGGAUGUCGAGCGUCUGGGAUAUCAUUGACGGUGCCUUCAGCUGGGAUGCCUGGCCCAUUGGAGCCCAGGAUAAGGAUACCGGUAGUGACGAAGAGUGGAAAAGAGCUUUGGCUGGAAAGCCGUAUAUGAUGCCUGUGGCCCCUUGGUUCUACACCAACCUCCCUCAAUGGGAGAAAAACUGGCUCUGGCGUGGUGAUGAUCUCUGGCACUACCGCUGGCGGCAAGUCAUGGAUGUCCAGCCGACUUUUAUCCAGAUCCUCACUUGGAAUGACUACGGGGAAGCACAUUACAUCGGCCCAAUCUACAAAUCUGGAGUCCCUGAUGGCGCUAUGCAUUAUGUUUCUGGUCAUCCUCAUGAUGCCUGGCGAGCUCUUUUACCUCACUAUAUCGAUGCUUACAGGCGGAAGCAGCCCAGACAUUUCCCCAUGAGCAACCCCAGAUAUCCCAUGUCAUAUGGUGAUAAGCUCGUUUACUGGUACCGUUUGAACCCCAGCAGUGCUGGCAACACUGGUGGAACCACUGGCAACAACCCUGGCAUGGGUCAGCCUGAAUUGCCUCCUGGAGAGGUCUCUCAAGAUCGUGUUUUCGUGAGCGCGAUGGUCCCGGAACCAAGCGACGUUUACAUUCACAUCGGCUCAAAUCCGCCUACCAGACUUUGGGCGCAAUUUCCCGGGAUCAAUCAUUUUUCUGUACCUUUCAAUGGACAUACUGGUCCUGUGAAGAUUGCCAUUGUGCGAAAUCAGCAGGCAGUGAAGUUGGUUGAUGGGCCGCCCAUCACUGACCAGUGUGCAGCUGGCAUGGUGGAUUGGAACGCUUUUGUAGGAUCGAGCGAGUAG